Peromyscus leucopus (white-footed mouse) is the source of this 1036-nucleotide messenger RNA. It is a transcript of the gene Tgif2lx, whose product is annotated as TGFB induced factor homeobox 2 like X-linked. The transcript has a single exon. Gene Ontology annotation, molecular function: RNA polymerase II cis-regulatory region sequence-specific DNA binding; DNA-binding transcription factor activity, RNA polymerase II-specific. Lineage: Eukaryota; Metazoa; Chordata; Mammalia; Rodentia; Cricetidae. The coding region runs from base 99 to 755 and encodes 218 amino acids. Gene Ontology annotation, biological process: regulation of transcription by RNA polymerase II. The record is from RefSeq and is a predicted model, not a curated record.
AGAAAUCCGUGAAGGCUUUUCCUUGCUCUCCCAAAGCUCCCUUAGUCUUAUUUCGGUCAUCCUUGGUUUCCAAGGCACUGAAUGCAGUGUUCAAGAAUAUGGAGGGUGUUGAAGGUAGUCUAGAGGAGACCCAAGACCCUAAUGAAAAAAGUGCCUUGAUCAGGAAAAGACUUGCCAGGAGCUGUAAGAGCAAGUUUACUGACAGCCAGAAACCUCAGAAAGGAUACCUGCUGCCGUCUGUGUCUGUGAAGAUCCUCCGUGACUGGCUCUAUAAGCACCGGUUUAAUGCCUACCCUACUGAAGAAGAGAAGCAAAUGCUGUCCAAAAAGACCAACUUAUCUUACCUUCAGAUCUCCAACUGGUUUACAAAUGCCCGUAGACGCCUUCUCCCAGGAAUCCUUCAAGAAAAUUCAAACAAAUUUACCUAUGAAGGCCAGGUUGCAGCCCAGAAGCAGCACAUCAGUCUAUCUGAAGAGGUUAAGGCACAGCCUAAUGUACAAGCAGAGAUGGGGGAUCUGUUCCUGCCAAUAUGGCAAGUAUCUCAAAAGCUAGAUCCUGAGUCUUCAAGCCAAGUCGUCACUGAAGCCCCUUCAGAGAAAGAAGGCAAGUUUUCCACCAGUCAGCCUUUGUCUUCUCCAGCAUCUGUGUUGCCAGAGGAAAACCCCGAUUUUAGCAGCUUCUACAUGCUGGUUGAUGCUGCUGUACAGAAGGCAGCAGAACUGGAGGAGCAGAAGAAGCAAAAUCUCAAUCAGUAAUCUCCAUCCCCACCCCUCUCAACAGUUCACAUAGUCAGUCCUUUGCACUUUGGUGGAUUAAUAUAUGCUCAACCUGAUUUAACUUACAAUGCCAUCUUUUGUCCUACGCCCCCACCCCCAUCUUGAGAAACUUUUUCCAUUAUCACAUCUCAAUUUUCUGCAUAUGUCAGUGUUUUCUGAUGAAACUCAAUAGCCACAAUUAUCAACUUUAACGAAUUUCUAAAUUCUCCUCCCUGGGCUUAAGUGUUAUAUAUCGGAUAUUAAACAUUAUGUGAGCUUCA